This is a messenger RNA of Anopheles stephensi (Asian malaria mosquito), 1903 nucleotides long. It is a transcript of the gene Kyat, whose product is annotated as kynurenine--oxoglutarate transaminase 3. NCBI's taxonomy places the organism in Eukaryota, Metazoa, Arthropoda, Insecta, Diptera, Culicidae. Gene Ontology annotation, biological process: biosynthetic process. The coding region runs from base 434 to 1789 and encodes 451 amino acids. The transcript is spliced from 3 exons. Gene Ontology annotation, cellular component: cytoplasm; mitochondrion. The record is from RefSeq and is a predicted model, not a curated record. Gene Ontology annotation, molecular function: L-kynurenine:2-oxoglutarate transaminase activity; pyridoxal phosphate binding.
GCAUUUCGAACCGCUUUCGGUCGGAAGGUCGUUGUUGUUUGCGCGAAACAAAUUGGCUUUUUGAGGCCACCGUUUGUAUCAUCAUUUGUUUGAUACGGUGGCAAGUCAAAAUACCGAAAAAAAAACAAGCGUCAAUUAAAUGACGAGAAAUAAGGAUUCUUUUGUUUUCAACUCCGCGAUAACGAUUUCAACGCCUUGCAACACUUUGACCAAAGAUAAGCCACGCACAUCACGCACGGCAGAGAGAAAAAAAAAACAAAAAAACCGCAAAUGGUCCACACCGCAAUGAUGACGACGUUGAUAAUCGCGAACGAUAGUUGCGCGCCUGUCUUAUAACGUGCCCCCACCAAUCGCGCGCAGUUGAGUGGUUUUUGUGCGGUUUCUUUUGAAGUGCUUUUGCUCCUCCAAAUUCCAUCCCAUAUAAACCCACUGAAUGCUCUGUCAACGGACUGGGACGCUUGUGGGACACUUGCUGGCCCGGCAGACCAUUCGCUCGCUAGCGGCUAGAACGAUGUCAACAAACAAGUUCGAUCUUCCUGCGCGGUACCAGGGAUCAACGAAGAGUGUGUGGGUGGAAUACAUCCAGCUUGCCCUGCAGUAUAAACCGCUUAAUCUUGGCCAAGGAUUCCCGGACUAUCAUGCGCCAAAGUAUGCGCUGGAUGCGUUGGCUGCCGCAGCCAACAGUCCCGACCCGUUGGCGAACCAGUACACGCGUGGGUUUGGCCAUCCACGGCUGGUGCAAGCGCUAAGCAAGAUGUAUUCCGGGCUGGUCGGCAGGACCAUCAACCCGCUGAGUGAGAUACUGGUGACGGUUGGUGCGUACGAAGCGCUGUACGCUACGAUUCAAGGUCACGUGGAUCAAGGGGACGAGGUCAUUAUCAUUGAACCGUUUUUCGACUGCUACGAACCGAUGGUCAAAGCGGCCGGCGGUGUGGCCCGCUUCAUUCCACUGGUGCCGACCGUAACCGGUCGCACGAUAUCGUCGGAGGACUGGAAGCUGGACCCGCUCGAGCUGGCCAAACUGUUCAACGAGAGGACGAAGAUGAUCAUCAUCAACACGCCCCACAACCCGCUCGGGAAGGUGAUGAGCCGCCAGGAGCUGCAGCUGGUGGCGGACUUGUGCACCCAGUGGGACGUCCUGUGCGUUUCGGACGAAGUGUACGAGCACAUGGUGUACGCGCCAUUCGAGCACGUACGCAUCUGCACGCUUCCGGGCAUGUGGGACCGCACGAUCACGAUCGGGUCGGCGGGCAAAACGUUCUCGCUGACGGGCUGGAAGAUUGGGUGGGCUUACGGGCCGGAGAGUUUGAUGCGCAACUUGCAGAUGGUACACCAGAACUGUGUGUACACGUGCGCCACCCCGAUACAGGAAGCGAUUGCGGUGGGCUUCGAACGGGAGCUCGAUCAGCUGACGAGCCCGGAAUGCUACUUUAACAGCAUCUCGACGGAGCUCGUCACGAAGCGCGAUUAUAUGGCCCGGUUCCUGGAGGACAUCGGGAUGUGCCCGACAAUCCCGCAGGGCGGAUACUUUAUGGUGGCCGACUGGUCGAAGCUCGCCGAUAAGGUGGAUCUGUCGCAGGAAACGGAUCGGUACAGUGACUACCGGUUUACCAAGUGGAUGACCAAAACGGUCGGGCUGCAGGGCAUCCCACCGUCGGCGUUUUACAACGACGAGCACAAAGCGCUCGGGGAAAGCUUUGUCCGGUAUUGCUUCUUCAAGCGGGAUGAUACGCUGGAACGUGCCGCUAGCAUUCUGACCGAGUGGAAGAACAAAACAAAGACGAAUUAGAUUAGAUGGGUUGUGUUGUAAAGGAAGGCAACACACAAACAACAUCGCCCUUUUGUGUAACAAUUGCAAUAAACACACAUACACAGAUCCCGGGGGAUGGUUCCGAUUAUAUAA